AGACUCGGGUUAAGCAGUUUGAACCCUCGAGCCUGUGCUUCUCGAGUUCUCUGGUAGCUCUCACCACAGUAGUGCGAUCGAGCCGCACUAUCAAUAACCAUGGCUCGGCUCAGAGACUCUCGCUCACCAACUCCAGCAGGCAGUCAGCACUCUUCAAAAAGAAGUCGCAGAGAUGAUGACAGAAGGGAUCGAGAUCGAGAUCGCGACCGUCGCGACUAUGGCCGCGAUCAAAGGCGUCGGAGUCGCUCUCGAAGCCCUAAUGAUCGUCGGUACCGCGAACGAGACAGGGAAAUGGAUCGGGAUCGACACUAUCGCCGCCGCGAACGCUCCUUAGACCGACGUGACGACGGCUACUACCGAGGAGCAAGGGACCGCCGACGCUCGCGCGACCGAGCUAGUAACCGCGAAAGAGACAGGUCUCUCGAAAAUCAACGCAGGCGAAGCCGCGACCGCGACCGCAAUGGAGACAGAGAGCAUCGAAGCAGGCGAGACGAGUCCCGUGAUCGAGGUAAAGGGCGCGAAGGUACUGCUGACUCCAACCGCAGCAGACGAGGCGAUAGCCGUGAGCGUGGCCAAGUGACUCCUAGCCCUUCGAAGGCAAAUCAUCAAGCCGAUUCGGCGCCAGCACAACCAGCAGCUCAGACUGAGGCUGAUAAAAAGGCUGAACGACUCGCUAGGCUAGCAGCGUGGAAAAAAAGGCACGAGGAUAAGGAAAAGCAGAAGGAAGCUACACCGGGUGCCACCCGAAAGCUCCUUGCUGAGAUGGAUGAGAAAGCUAAUGGGACGCCAUCCAACUCAACACCAACUGGCGCUUCUCCAGCCCCAGCGUCUCCUGCAGACACACAGUCGAUGUCUCCCGCAGCACAAUACGCCGGUAAAUUCGAUCCUAAGGCAAUUGCAAAGAAGUCAGCUUCGAAAUCGCAACUCCCAAGCGGACCAGCAACGAAGUUGGGGGCUAUUGUAACCCCUUCAUCUACCAAACCAUCCCCAACAAUCAAAGUACCUAGUGCUUCUGCUCUUCCGCAAACUAAGACUAGCGGGUUCGGUUUUCAUAAGCAAAGCUUGGAUGCCGAUAAACCACAUCAAAAACGGAAGUUGAUGCUCGACGAGGAGGAAACCUCUGACCGUAAACUUGCAAAGCUACCAUCAUUUCCCCUUCCCCUUCCUGAUGUUGAUGAUACGCCGUAUGAGAAUCAGGAUGAAGAUGACGAUAUAGAUGCCGACAAUUUCGCUGGUGACGAAGAAGAAGAAGCCGCUGCUGCUCGAGCCGCGCAAGAACGGAGAGAAGAGCGCAUCGCACAGAAAAACGCUCAGCAAGAUACAGAAAUGCAAAUGGAUAUCACAGAAGAGAGCUCGACCCUUGUUGUUAAUCCGUCUACAGAAGACACAGCGACUAGUGAAGCAAUGGAAGUGGAAAACGAUGAAGAGGACGUCGAUCCUCUAGAUGCUUUUAUGAAUGAUCUUGAAACCAAGCCCAAAUUGGAUACUACUCUUAAACAGAAGGAAGACUCAAGUAAACGCCCACAAGAACCUGAAGCAUAUUUCAGUGACGACGACUACGACUUUCGCAAAGAGAACGCCGAUCCCAGCUCCUUCUUAGCCCUUGCCGCAAAAGCACGCAAGAAGAAAGAUAUACCGGUUCACGACUAUAGCAAGCUUGACCUAGAGCCAAUUCGAAAGAAUUUCUGGGUUGAGCCUCAAGAAUUGUCUGAAAUGACUGAAGCUGAGCUUACUGAUUUACGUCUCGAAUUAGACGGUAUCAAAGUUUCGGGUAAAGAUGUGCCGAAACCUGUUCAAAAAUGGUCUCAGUGUGCACUUUCACGAAAAACUCUUGAUGUUAUCGACAGCUUGGGAUUUGAUAAGCCAACACCUAUCCAGAUGCAGGCAUUUCCUGCUAUCAUGUCUGGCCGAGAUGUGAUUGGUGUUGCUAAGACGGGAUCGGGAAAAACACUCGCAUUUCUAUUGCCCAUGUUCAGACACAUUAAAGACCAAUCCCCAUUGAAGGAGAACGAAGGUCCCAUUGGGCUGAUCAUGACUCCUACUCGCGAGUUGGCAACACAGAUCCAUCGUGAUUGUAAACCUUUCCUUAAAUCGAUGAAUCUCAGAGCCGUUUGUGCCUACGGCGGUGCUCCUAUCAAAGAUCAUAUUGCGGAGCUCAAGCGGGGUGCUGAGAUCAUUGUAUGCACUCCAGGGCGAAUGAUCGAUCUACUAGCAGCCAACCAAGGCCGUGUCACGAACUUGAGGAGAGUCAGUUACGUAGUUCUUGAUGAGGCUGACAGAAUGUUUGACAUGGGAUUUGAACCGCAAGUGAUGAAAAUAUUUGCCAAUAUGAGACCAGAUCGACAAACAAUUUUAUUUUCCGCCACUAUGCCUCGUAUCAUGGAUUCUCUAGCCAAGAAAGUUCUGAACAACCCUGUCGAAAUCACCGUGGGAGGCAGAAGCGUGGUAGCGCCCGAAAUUACUCAGAUAAUCGAAAUUCGAGAGGAAAACACCAAGUUUCUGCGUCUUUUAGAGUUACUUGGCGAGCUCUAUGAUAAAGACGAGGAUGCUCGCACUCUCAUUUUUGUUGAGAGACAAGAAAAAGCGGACGAUCUUCUCAAGGAACUUCUACGAAAAGGCUAUCCCUGUAUGUCUAUUCAUGGUGGCAAAGACCAGAUAGACCGGGAUUCGACGAUUCAGGACUUCAAAGCUGGCGCCCUUCCAAUAUUGAUUGCAACAUCAGUGGCCGCUCGUGGCUUAGAUGUGAAACAAUUAAAGCUUGUUGUCAACUACGAUGCACCCAAUCAUCUCGAAGAUUAUGUACACCGCGCUGGUCGUACUGGGCGUGCUGGAAACAAAGGAACAGCCGUCACCUUCAUCACAUCGGAUCAAGAAAACUGCGCACCGGGUAUAUCGAAAGCUCUUGAACAGAGUGGCCAGCCCGUUUCGGAACAAUUAGAAGAAAUGCGGAAAGCCUUCAGAGAAAAGGUGAAGUCCGGCAAAGCAAAGGAUCAAUCAGGCUUUGGGGGCAAGGGCCUGGAGCGUCUUGAUCAGGAAAGAGAGGCUGCCCGUCUUCGUGAACGAAAAACACAUAGAGCUGAAGGCGAAGAAGAAGAAGAUAACAAAGAGGAGAAAGCAGCCGAUGAUAAGAAAACUGAUAAAGCCGCUGCCGCCAUUCAAAGCGCCUCAUCAGGCAUCAUCAGCCGUGAUGCAGCACCAAAGAUUGAUCUUGAACCCAAGUUUACCAUCCAUAAGCGAGAAGAUCCCACACCCUCAUCAUCAUCUACUGGAGGCAAUAACCCCUUGGAUAAGGUAUCGUCGGCAAUUAAUGCCAUUAACGCUCGCUUGGGCCGUACUGGUCAGCUUCGACCUGGCCAGCCCAUCGACAAUAAAGGCCCAGAUGCCGGUGCUUUCCAUGCUACUCUUGAGAUCAACGACUUUCCUCAGAAGGCACGCUGGGCCGUUACCAACAGGACGAACGUGGCUAAGAUUUUGGAGGCCACCGGCACGUCUAUCACCACUAAGGGUAACUUCUAUCCACCAGGCAAAGAGGUUCAGCCCGGUCAAGAACCUAAACUCUACAUCCUCGUGGAGGGUGAUACAGAGCUGGUUGUAGCUAAUGCAAUGGCUGAAUUGACACGCCUCCUCAAGGAGGGUACUAUCGCGGCAGCGGACGCCGACAGCAGAGCACCAGUCGGUGGAAGAUAUACUGUCACAUAAAGAUGUCUAUGCUCACUGUGCCCCAACUAGGGAGUUCUAUUGGGUAUUCCAGCAAAGAACAGAAGCGGCAGAGAUUGCUCGUACACCAUGGGUUGUGGUUUGAGUUCCAGAGACACAAGAGGGAGGAAAGAAAAUAGUAGGUGUUCACAGGCGAUAUAUAUGUAUAUGGAGGCCAGAGUAUUCAGUCAUGUAUCGUUAGAUAGGGCAAUAUCGACGGUAACGCUUGAAGAGCAGCUCAAAAACAUUACGAUCUUCCCGGUUGUACAGAUUAGUAAAAAGUA
Xylaria bambusicola is the source of this 3980-nucleotide messenger RNA. RefSeq lists its product as uncharacterized. The record is from RefSeq and is a predicted model, not a curated record. Gene Ontology annotation, molecular function: RNA helicase activity; ATP binding; nucleic acid binding. The transcript has 4 exons. Bases 100 to 3699 code for a protein of 1199 amino acids. Lineage: Eukaryota; Fungi; Ascomycota; Sordariomycetes; Xylariales; Xylariaceae.